Molecule: messenger RNA, 1818 nt
Organism: Ornithodoros turicata
Lineage: Eukaryota; Metazoa; Arthropoda; Arachnida; Ixodida; Argasidae
Gene: escl
Product: polycomb protein eed-like
Exons: 12
Coding region: 342-1685 (447 amino acids)
Biological process (GO): negative regulation of transcription by RNA polymerase II; heterochromatin formation
Cellular component (GO): ESC/E(Z) complex
Molecular function (GO): protein binding; nucleosome binding
Source: RefSeq, a predicted model, not a curated record
AGCGGCGGCGGCGGAAGACAGAGAACCUCCCUCGGCGGAAGCGGCGGCUCGGCGGCCUAUCCUUCGCUGGUCGUUCGACGUAGAUGAAGUAGAUAAAACUUGAUAACACAUUUAUUUGGCGAUUUCCUUAUCACCAUGUGGUUAGAUAAUGCUCGCGUAUUGUGGUUGACUUUUAUUCCUUCGCGGCUCCGACGCGGACGCCGGCCACACUGCCUUCGGCGCUGAGGUUCGACCUGACGAAACGCGGUGUUUUUUGUAUGUGUGAGUGAAUUUGCCUUUCUUUACGUCUCCCGGUUGUUGCGAUUCUGCAUGCAAGUUAGAACUAUUUUCCCAUUGGUUUCAUGGGCUCGCCAUUUUCAGUGAUGUCUGACAUUGAGUUUGGUGAUCGAGUAGCAAGUUCCAGCUCAACGAGGAACACAAAAUCGCAUCAAACAAGGAAUUCAAUGUAUCACUCUGAUCACUCAGACGACUCUCCGGACGACAUUGAUGAAACUUCAAGCAUUGGCAGUACGUCAACCGCCGAUAACACAUCCCGCAGUGAUACACCCACAAAUCGUGUGCGAAGAGGCAGAGGACGCAAAGGGCGGAACAGGCGUUGCAAGCUAGCUUAUAAAUUUUCCACUUUCAUAAAGGAGGAUCACGGACAACCACUAUUUGGUGUGCAGUUUAACCCACAUUUAAAGGAUGGAUUAUACAUAUUUGCUGCCGUAGGAAGUAAUCGAGUUACAAUUUAUGAAUGCUUGGAGAGCAGCAGUGUGAAGUUGUUGCAGUCGUACUCCGACCCUGAUCAAGAAGAAAACUUCUACACCUGCGCUUGGUCCUACGAUGAUGUUUCCGGCGUUCCACUUCUAGCUGUAGCUGGAUCGAGGGGAAUUAUCAGAAUUAUCAGCCCAGCCCUCAUGAAGUGCCUGAAGCACUACGUAGGUCAUGGCAAUGCUGUAAAUGAGCUUAGGUUUCACCCUCAUGAUGUCAAUUUAUUGUUAUCUGUUAGCAAAGAUCACACACUGCGACUGUGGAAUAUAAAGACAGAUCAGUGCAUCUCUAUCUUCGGUGGUGUUGAAGGACAUCGUGACGAAGUGCUAAGUGCAGACUUUGACCUGCUAGGUCAGAAAAUCAUGUCGUGCGGCAUGGACCAUUCACUGAAACUGUGGAAAUUGGACAAUGCGACAUUCAGACAGGCCAUAAAGGACUCUUAUCAUUACGAUGCGAGCAAAUCAGAUCGGCCUUUCAACACAGUGAGGCAGCAUUACCCGGAUUUUACUACAAGAGACAUCCACAGAAACUAUGUGGACUGUGUACGAUGGUUGGGGAACUUUGUGCUUUCAAAGUCGUGCGAGAAUGCCAUUGUGUGCUGGAAGCCUGGCCUCCUCGAACAAUUGGAUGUCAAGCGUACGGACACUAAUGUGACAGUGUUGCAUAGGUUUGAUUACAAGGAGUGUAAUAUCUGGUUCAUGAGAUUCUCCAUGGAUUUUGAACAAAAGAUAUUGGCUCUCGGCAACCAAGUUGGCAAAACAUUUGUCUGGGACAUCGAUGUAGAUGACCCAACAACAUGCAGGAGCACUGUCUUGGCCCACCCUAAAUGUGCAAGUCCUAUCCGCCAAACCAAUCUCAACAGAGAUGGCAGCAUUCUGCUUUGUAUAUGUGACGAUGCCACAAUCUGGCGUUGGGACAGGGUUGUUCGCUGAUUUUUAUGUACGUGCCAUGCUGCCACACAGUCAAGUGUUCAUUUUCAUUGUCACUUUUUAAUUCAAUGUAUAUGUUGAUGUCUGUAAGAGUUGUGAUAUGAGCAAUUUAAAAAUAAAGCCAUUUUACAAUUAA